AUGUUCGAGAACCCAGCCACUUCGGAGACAAGCAGCUGCGGACUAAUUAAGGAGCUUCCCGCCUGGUAUCUUCAGAUCGAGGCACCUAAGAAUUGUUACAGACCUACCUAUCUUCCACAGUCUUCUCUGACCGGCCAUGUUGCCCAUAUGAACCCGUCUCUGAUUGGUGUCGACAACUGGUACAAUCUCGUCCCCUUGGAUAACUUCCCGACGUGCGGAAAAUACAUGGACGACAUCUCCUGCAUUGGGGAUCUCGGAUUUCCACUACCUAGCAUAGAUAAUUUGGUAAAGUUUUAUGCGUUGGGCGAGAUUUCUAAGAAUGGAACCGAGAUGACAAUUUUAAACUUUUAUGGUAGUAUUACAAGUCCUCUUAGCGGCGAGACAUUCUCAUGGACUCUUGGGGGGAUAGGACACACUGUCAUAGUGGCUAGUGCCGACGCGAAGCCAACAGGAAGCGCUGGUGGUAAAAAGGCGGAUAAUGAAAAUGAAGACAGCGAUGAGGAUGAUGAGGAAGAUGUCGCUUCUCAUCUAUCUCCAUAG
This is a messenger RNA of Fusarium vanettenii 77-13-4, 540 nucleotides long. RefSeq lists its product as uncharacterized. Lineage: Eukaryota; Fungi; Ascomycota; Sordariomycetes; Hypocreales; Nectriaceae. Bases 1 to 540 code for a protein of 179 amino acids. The transcript has 4 exons. The record is from RefSeq and is a predicted model, not a curated record.